Molecule: messenger RNA, 1220 nt
Organism: Rhagoletis zephyria (snowberry fruit fly)
Lineage: Eukaryota; Metazoa; Arthropoda; Insecta; Diptera; Tephritidae
Source: RefSeq, a predicted model, not a curated record
AUGCUCAGUAGAGUUUGCAUUCGUUUUUUGUUUCAGUGCAGUAGAGCUCGCAGCACCAUUAGAGGGAGCAGUCACAUCCACAGUCGGAGUAGGGGAAGAUGAGCAAAUAGAUCGACGACGUUCGGCAGUACAUGAUUUACAAAAGAAAAGUUUAUCGGUAGAGAGCAAAAAGUGGUGUACAUUGAUAUUCGCUCUUUCUAUUUUGGACUUUGGGGAAUCAACACAGUGCAGAAUUUACGUGGAAAUCAACAGAUUUUUGGUGGUGUUUUGGUAUUAUUGUCAGGUGACUUUCGACAAAUAUUGCCCGUGAUUCCACGAUCAACACCGGCAGAUGAGAUCAAUGCAUGCUUGAAUUCUUCCCCUCUGUGGCGAUAUGUGCAAAAAUUGACAUUACACAUAGACAUGCGUGUUCAGUUGCACAAUAAUCAAUCUGAAGAUCGGUUCUUGAAGCAAUUGUUAGAGAUCGGAAAUGGCAAAGUUCGAAUCGAUAAUACAAAUGGCUUGAUUACAUUGCCGAAGAAUUUUUGUACAAUUCUCCAAUUAAAAGAAAAAUUGAUUGAAUGCGUGUUUCAAAAUAUUGCUCAAAAUUACCUGGAUCAUGAUUGGUUGAGAGAACGCGCAAUACUGGCACCAAAAAGUGUGCAUGUCAAUUCAAUCAAUUAUCAAAUUCUAGAAAAAUUGCCAGGUGAAGUGACAACAUAUAAAUCUGUUGAUAGCGCAAUGAAUCAAGAUGACGCAGUGAAUUAUCUAGUUGAAUUUUUGAAUUCAUUGGAACCGCCUGGUAUGCCACCACAUUGUUUGAAUUUAAAGGUCGGCUCAUCAAUUAUUUUACUACGGAAUUUAAAUGCUCAAAAACUGUGUAAUGCCACAAGACUGGCAGCAAAAAAAAUGAUGGCGAAUUUAGUUGAAGCAACAAUACUGACUGGCAAAGGGAAAGGUGAAAUUGUGCUCAUACCGCGUAUUCCACUGAUAACAACAGACAUGACGUUUGAAUUCAAGCGUUUGCAAUUCCCAGUGCGUCUAGCAUUUGCCAUGUCCGUCAACAAGGCGCAAGGACAAACUCUUCAAGUAUGCGGAUUGAAUUUGGAGGAGCCGUGCUUUUCGCACGGGCAGCUAUACGUGGCCUGUUCAAGAGUUGGCAUCCCAAAUUGUUUAUUUAUUCAUACCCAAGAUGGAAAAACAAAAAAUGUUGUAUAUCCAAAUGUGUUGGAUUAAGAUUU